Messenger RNA from Cygnus olor (mute swan), 920 nucleotides. It is a transcript of the gene S100A14, whose product is annotated as S100 calcium binding protein A14. Lineage: Eukaryota; Metazoa; Chordata; Aves; Anseriformes; Anatidae. The record is from RefSeq and is a predicted model, not a curated record. Gene Ontology annotation, molecular function: chemokine receptor binding. The transcript has 4 exons. Gene Ontology annotation, biological process: positive regulation of granulocyte chemotaxis; toll-like receptor 4 signaling pathway; response to lipopolysaccharide. Gene Ontology annotation, cellular component: perinuclear region of cytoplasm. The coding region runs from base 203 to 502 and encodes 99 amino acids.
CACGCUGGCCCGGGGCCAGGCUCCGAAAUGAGCCGCCUUGCACCACACCGUGCGCAGGGAGCUCCCACUCACACCUCCCUGGUAUAAAACCCCAGUGCACCGCAGCCCGCUCAUACCCGGGACAGCCCUCGGAGCAGCUCCCCAGGACCCCGUCGGAGCAGACAGCCCCACCAAGGGACCCUCAGACCUCACGAGGAGCAGCAUGGGCCAGUGCAACUGCCGCAAGAAGCGCAAGGACUGCCAGGAGCUCACCAACGUGGAGCAGGCCAUCGAGACCGUCAUCAACCAGUUCCACUGCUACGCGGUGAAGGGGCAGAAGGAGUACCUGACCCCCAAUGAGAUGCGGGAGCUGGUGGUGCAGAAGCUGCCCCACUUGGGGAAGUGCGUCGGACCGCUGGAUGAGAAGAUCGAGUGCAUGGGGGACCCUGAUGAGGCCAAGCUGGAGUUUGGAGAGUACUGGGACAUGAUGGGGGACGCGGCCAAGGGCUGCCGGAGGAAGUAGAGGGCAUCGGGGGACGAGAAGGCGCCCGAGGCCUCGGGCUCUGCACUGCGACGAGGUCCCGGCGGCUGCGUGGUUGCAGGUCCCCUGGCCCCGGAGCGUCGCAGCGAGAGGGACUUUGCUCCUUUCCCCUCCCCAAAUCCCUUCGAUGUGGGGGCUCCGGGCCAGCCCCAAUGUCGCCGUUGGUGGCCUGGGCAUAGUUUCUGCUCCCACCCUCCUGGACCGGGGGUACGAUGCCUGCGCUGCUCAGUUUUUGGGGUGCUGCGCCUGCGCGAGGCUCCCCACCUGCCCCUGGCUGACAGCCGGGCUUGGGGCUGAGCUGGUGGCGGGUUGUUAUCAGCUUGCGUCACUUGCAACCAUUUUUGUAUAAAUUAAUAAAGGAAAAAUGAAAAAAAAAAAAAACACAACAAACACAGCCAGG